GAGGGGCGGGGCUACAUCGAGGGGCGGGGCUACACCGGCGCGUGCGCAGUGCGCGGGGAGCGCGGCCUCCCCCGGCGCGAUGGCCGAGGAAAAAAUGGAAAUCGCCACUCCUCCAACAUCAAAGUGUAUUAUAUACUGGAAAAGAAAAGUCAAGUCUGAAUACAUGCGUCUUCGGCAGCUCAAGAGAUUUCAGGCAAACAUGGGAGCAAAGGCUCUGUUUGUGGCCAACUUUGCAAAGGUUCAUGAAAAGACUCAAAUUCUUAAUGAAGACUGGAAGAAACUUCGAGUUCAACCAGUGCAGUUGAUGAAGCCAGUCAGCGGGCACCCCUUCCUAAAACAGUGUACAGUUGAGAGCAUUUUUCCAGGAUUUCCAAGCCAGACAUUGUACAUGAGGACGCUGAACACAGUGGCACUGGUGCCUAUCAUGUACUCCUGGUCCCCUCUUCAGCAGAACUUCAUGGUGGAGGAUGAAACUGUUCUGUGCAACAUCCCUUACAUGGGAGAUGAAGUGAAGGAAGAGGACGAAACCUUCAUUGAGGAGCUUAUUAAUAACUAUGAUGGGAAAGUUCAUGGAGAGGAAGAAAUGAUUUCAGGGUCAGUCCUCAUCAGUGAUGCUGUCUUCCUGGAGCUAGUGAAUGCCCUGAAUCAGUACUCAGAUGAGGAAGAGGAAGGACACAAUGAUCCUGAAGUCAAACAGGAGGAUGGGAAAGAGGAACUGCCAGUCACAAGGAAAAGAAAACGAAUUGCAGUGGAAGGUAACAAGAAGUGUUCCAAGAAACGGUUUCCAAAUGACAUGAUAUUCACUGCCAUUUCUUCUAUGUUUCCUGAAUAUGGCUUCCCAGAUGACAUGAAAGAGAGGUACCGAGAGCUCACUGAGGUGUCGGAUCCGAAUGUUCUGCCCCCGCAGUGCACUCCCAACAUCGACGGGCCAUGCGCAAAGUCGGUGCAGCGGGAGCAGUCCCUGCACUCCUUCCACACGCUCUUCUGCCGGCGCUGCUUCAAAUAUGACUGUUUUCUGCAUCCUUUUCAUGCUACUCCUAAUGUGUACAAACGAAAGAACAGAGAGACCAAGAUUGAGCCAGAUCCUUGCGGAGCAGACUGUUUCCUCUGGCUGGAAGGAGCGAAGGAGUUUGCUGCACUGCACAAUCCCAGGUCCAAGUGCUCAGGCAGGCGCCGCCGGAGGCACCAUGUGGUCAGUGCCUCCUGUUCAAAUGCCCCAGCUUCUGCGGUUGCUGAGACAAGAGAGGGAGACAGCGACAGAGACACAGGCAAUGAGUGGGCUUCUAGUUCCUCGGAGGCAAACUCCCGCUGUCAGACCCCUACCAAGCAGAAGCUGAGCCCGACCUCAUCCCAGCUGUUUGCAGUGGAGGCGCAGCAGGAGCCAGUUGAGUGGACAGGAGCUGAGGAGUCCCUCUUCCGUGUCUUCCAUGGGACCUACUUCAACAACUUCUGCUCCAUCGCCAGACUGCUGGGAACAAAGACAUGCAAACAGGUCUUUCAGUUUGCAGUGAAAGAGUCACUUAUAACAAAACUGCCAACAAAUGAAUUGAUGAAUCCAUCACAGAAGAAAAAAAGGAAGCACAGGCUGUGGGCUGCCCACUGCAGGAAGAUUCAGCUGAAGAAAGAUAAUUCACCUACGCAGGUGUACAACUACCAGCCCUGUGACCAUCCUGAACAUCCCUGUGACAGCUCCUGCCCUUGCAUUAUGACCCAAAAUUUCUGUGAGAAGUUCUGCCAGUGCAACCCUGACUGUCAGAAUCGCUUCCCAGGCUGCCGCUGUAAGACCCAGUGCAACACCAAGCAGUGCCCAUGCUACUUGGCCGUGCGGGAAUGUGAUCCAGACCUCUGUCUGACCUGUGGGGCAUCAGAGCACUGGGACUGCAAGGUUGUGUCCUGCAAGAACUGCAGCAUCCAGCGCGGUCUCAAAAAGCAUUUGUUGCUGGCACCAUCAGAUGUUGCUGGCUGGGGGACUUUCAUCAAAGAAUCUGUGCAGAAGAAUGAAUUCAUCUCUGAAUACUGUGGUGAGCUUAUUUCACAGGAUGAAGCUGACCGGCGAGGAAAGGUCUAUGACAAGUACAUGUCAAGUUUCCUCUUCAACCUCAACAAUGAUUUUGUUGUUGAUGCCACUCGCAAAGGAAACAAAAUCCGCUUUGCCAACCACUCCGUGAACCCCAAUUGCUAUGCCAAAGUUGUGAUGGUGAAUGGAGACCACCGGAUAGGAAUCUUUGCCAAGAGGGCCAUCCAGGCGGGAGAGGAGCUCUUCUUUGAUUACCGGUACAGCCAGGCAGAUGCCCUGAAGUAUGUUGGCAUAGAGAGGGAGACUGAUAUCAUCUGAACUGUGCGCCAGGCGGUCCCCACACAUUUUGCUGCUGCACCUUGUAAGCAAUGCCAUGUUUGCUUCACGCUGACAUGACUGCUGCCCAUGCUCCCCUUGUUGUGUGUGUCACAAGUGCUACUUUCCACCCAGACACCUGGAGAGAGAUUCAGGGCAGGAGCAUGAGUGGCUGCCACCAGGACAGCAGCUCUGCCCAGCCCCAGGAUGGGGCAGGUUCCAGCACCUUGCACUGCUGGUAAUCUCCUGUGCUGGAGAGACCAAGCAGCUGGGGCUUGAAGAAGAGCUGUGUUGCAGGAGGAGGGACAGUCGCCAGUUCUUAGUCUCUUUCCAUUUUCUGUCAACCGCUAGAAGAAGAAGAGUGAGUGAAGUACACUUGAGACCUGGAGGGCACGGCUGAAGGGUGACAGGACUGGCAUUCUCCUCCAGCCCCUGUCUGGGACAAGCUCUGGUCUCUGGUGCUACCUUUUGCUGCCUGUUCUGUUGCAUUGGCUAGGACAGUGACAGCAUUGGAAGCCAUAGAGAUGUAUCCACACUCCUGCACGUCCCUAGGUUCCUCAGCUACUAUCACUGGGGCUCUGUUUUCCCUCUGUCUCAGCUGGCUGGAGGACAGAGACCACCAGCAUGUGGCUCCUUGGGACAGGAAGAGCAGCACUAUGCAAAAGUCUCUUUGGGCAGGGAAGCCACUGAGCUGGUUAGAGAUGAUUUUACAGGAGUGCUGCUGCAAGCACCAUAGGAGUCCAGAGGAAGCAUGCACCCAGGAGCACGAGGAAGCCCUUGCCUGCAGCAUGCUCUCAUGGCAGGCUGUGGAUUGGCUGCGUGGUUCUUGCAUAUCUGCAGCUGCUCUGCUGCCUGUGUCUUCUGGGGCUGGGGCAGCUCUGAGGCUGUGUGGGGAACUGUGCUUGGCUGUGGCUGCGUCCAGCUUGGGAACCAAGCUUUUGCUUGGAACGUCAGUGCUCCAGGCAGGUGCAUCCUGGCCACAGAGUACUAAAGCUGGUUGUUUCUCCAGCCUCUGUGGGAAUGGUCCCUAUCAGAGAGACGUGAGCUCUUUGAGACAUUGCAGACCCUUCAGGAGCCAGCAGGGUCCUCUCAGGUUGAGAACCUUUCUCAUUGCACAAAAUUGCUUGAAUGUUGCAGUGGUGAGGUUUGAGCAGAGCACAGCACUCAUACCUGCCGUGUGUGUUGACAAAGGGGAAGCUCUGUGGAUACUUCUGGCAUUCUGGUGCUGGCUUUGGCUUUGGGGAUAAAGGGGGAAACGUUCUUUGGCAAAGUGAGGUUUGGCAUUAGCACCCCAUGCAAAAAGAGAAAGAAAAAAGCACUUUAAAUUAAGCCUUCUCAGCCAGGCAGCUGGGCCCUUUGCGCCGCCCAGGGUGCUCUCAGGCUGAGGGACCACAGACCUUCCACACCACUGCUGUCCUUCAGCAGCACCUUUGCAGGGACAUCUGUUCAGGCCUGGGACUGGGCAGCUUGGAAGAAUGGAUGGCUGCGUGGCUGGAGCGGGUGGCUGGAGGGGUGGCUGGCUGGCUCUUCCCUGAACAAGGGGCUGGGCUUGAAGGAUGGGGCUGUCCUGUAGGAGCCACAUAUGCCACCAGCUGGCCUGGUGCCAGAUGCUGGACACUGCUGGAUUCCUGUGCCAGCCUGGAGCAGUGCUGCAGGAUGGUGUUUGCCCAGGAUUGGGCCCGUUGCCCUGCUGCUCUGGGAAGUGUGAGGCUCCCACACAGGGCUUGGCCCCAUCCCAGUAGCACACCUCCCAGUGCAGAGAGCGCCCUGGGUCUGCGCCAGGAGCUGAGCCCUCCCCAGCACAGGUGUGGUCCUGCCCUGCCUGCUCUCAGUCCUGUCUUGGGGGUUUGGGUCUGUGUGGAGCAGCACUUGUACCCCAGUCCCACUCCUUCGCCCUCUGCCCCUUUCCUGCCUCCGUCCCACAGCUCAUCCCAGUCCCACUGUCCACUCAGUGUCCUCUGCCACCUUGGCCGUAUCUGCACUAUGCCAGGCUUGUGUCUGUGGUUUGUUGACAGUGACUUAUAAUGCACUUUAAAACUUA
Messenger RNA from Phasianus colchicus (ring-necked pheasant), 4373 nucleotides. RefSeq names its product enhancer of zeste 1 polycomb repressive complex 2 subunit (gene EZH1). Lineage: Eukaryota; Metazoa; Chordata; Aves; Galliformes; Phasianidae. Gene Ontology annotation, biological process: heterochromatin formation. Gene Ontology annotation, cellular component: nucleus; ESC/E(Z) complex. Gene Ontology annotation, molecular function: histone H3K27 methyltransferase activity; chromatin binding; protein binding. The record is from RefSeq and is a predicted model, not a curated record.